This is a messenger RNA of Amaranthus tricolor (Joseph's coat), 2551 nucleotides long. RefSeq names its product scarecrow-like protein 30. Gene Ontology annotation, biological process: regulation of DNA-templated transcription. The transcript has a single exon. Gene Ontology annotation, molecular function: sequence-specific DNA binding; DNA-binding transcription factor activity. Lineage: Eukaryota; Viridiplantae; Streptophyta; Magnoliopsida; Caryophyllales; Amaranthaceae. The coding region runs from base 288 to 2408 and encodes 706 amino acids. Gene Ontology annotation, cellular component: nucleus. The record is from RefSeq and is a predicted model, not a curated record.
AUUGACUGUGGCUUCUACAGAAAUUCAGAUCAGCCUUUUAGCAUUAUCUCUCAUCAACCCAGGUACUAUCUCCUAUCUCUAGCAACUCUCAUCUUUGUUUCUCACUACCAUUUAACUUCAUUAGUCAACCACAAAGUCAAAUUUUGGAUCCUUUUAAUUUUGUAUUUACUUAUCUUUGUUCAUACUUGGUAGUUGAUACCAAUUUGUGCUUAGUCAUUGAACUGUUCUAAUCCAUAACUUAGUCCCAAUUUCUUUCAUACCCACAACCUGUUCCUUCAUUUUUUCUGAUGUAUCCUGUUCUUGUUGAUCCUGAAUUGCUUUCCAACUUCUCCAACAUUCAAAACUUUGUUAAUGGAAUCACCCAAGAUGAGAUCUUUGCUAAUGGAAUUACCCAAGAAGAGAUCUUUGGAAAUGGAACCACCCAUGAUGAAAUCUUUGGAAAUGGAAUGACCCAAGAUGAGAUCUUUGGAAAUGGAAUCACCCAAGAUGAUUUAUUUCAAACCCAUGAUUUAAUUGUUCAAAAUAUACCAUCAAGUGACAUAAACCCUGAUUCAGUAGAUGUGCCUGAUUUUUCUGAUGCUUGUAUAAAGUUUUUGAGUGAUAUUUUAGAAGAGGAUUUGGAUGAAAUUCCUGCUACUGUACAUGAUUAUGGGGCUCUUAAAGCCACUGAGAAAUCUUUAAUUGAUGCUUUGAGAGAGGAUUAUUCAUUUUCUGAUAAUCCUACAUCCUCUUUAGAUCAAAGUAUUCAGUACCCUGAUGGUAGUUCUUUGAAUAGAAAAUCAGAUAUCAAUCAUGGGAUUGAUGGUUAUUUCAAUAGUAAUACUUCUACAAGUUUUGAGUCCAAUUGGGUGCAAAAUCAAACACAAUUAAAGCCUUUUAUAAGCUUAAGUGAUCUUUCUAACUCAACUUUGGAAGUGAAAUCCCAAUCCUCGGGUUCGUGCAAUAGUGAUGGUUGCACAAAUGGGUCAGCAACCUCUCCUAGUAGUACAUUGACAUCCGCAGUUCCUGAGAAACGAGAUAAGGUGGUUAGUCGAUCGAGGAAAAAGAAGAAUCUACGAAGGGACGAUGGUGCUAAUGAAGGAGGAAGAAGUAAUAAGCAACAAGCUUCUUCUAAUGAAGAUUAUGUUGAGAUGAAACAGUAUGAUGAUAUACUUUUAUGCAGGGAAGUCAAAGAUGGUAUUGUUUUGAUUAAUAAUGAAGUAGCCAAGAAGGCACAAGGAAAAGACUCCAAGAGUAAAACGACUCGUGGGAAGAAGCACACUAAAGCUGUAGAAGAGGUAGAUUUAAUGACUCUUCUCACUCAUUGUGCUCAGGCAGUUGCGAGCUUCGAUCUUAGAGCUGCAAACGAGAGGCUUAAGCAAAUUAGGCAGCAUUCUUCACCUUAUGGUGAUAGCAUUCAGAGGCUUGCACAUUAUUUUGCUAAUGGUCUUGAGGCGCGCCUAGCCGGCACUGGUUCAACUGUAUCUGGCAAUGUUGUUGAUGCACGAAUUUCAUCAUCGGAUUUCUUGAAAGCUUACCGGUUCUAUGUUUCAGCGAUUCCUUGCAAACGGAUGUCUUUUUUCCUUGCUAAUAAUACCAUUAUAACGUUGGCUGAGAAAGCAACAAGAAUCCACAUAGUUGAUUUUGGUGUAUUAUUGGGUUUGCAAUGGCCUUGCCUCAUACAAAAUCUUGCAAAAAGGCCUAAUGGUCCAGUUAAACUUCGGAUUACAGGAAUAGACUAUCCGCAGCAAGGAUUUCGACCAUCUGAAAGGGUUGAGGCAACAGGGCGUCGUUUGGAAGGUUAUUGUGAGAGAUUUAAUGUGCCUUUCCAGUAUCAGGCAAUCGCGAAAAAAUGGGAUAGCAUAAAGUUGGAAGAUAUAAAGAUUGAACCCGAUGAACUUGUAAUUGUCAAUUGUAUGUUUCGGUCCGGACAAUUACUUGAUGAAACCGUAGAGGUGGGCAAUCAAAAGGAUGCUUUCUUGAAGUUAAUCAAACAGUUAAAUCCAUCCCUUUUCAUUCAUGGGGUUGUCAAUGGAACGUACAAUGCUCCAUUCUUCAUCACUCGUUUCAGAGAGGCGCUCUUUCACUACUCAUCUAUAUUCAAUAUAUUUGAUGAAACUAGUACUCGUGAAGAACAUGAACGCCUUCUGAUUGAAAGUGAGAUGUUUGCAAGAGAAGCAUUGAAUGUGAUAGCAUGUGAGGGUGCUGAAAGGAUUCAAAGGCCUGAAACAUACAAACAAUGGCAAGUAAGGACAGCAAGGGCUGGAUUCAAGCAGCUUCCUUUAGAUAGGAAGCUUUUGGGUAGAGCAAAGGCUAUGGUGAAAGCUAAUUAUCACAAGGAUUUUGUCGUGGAUGAGGAUCGACAUUGGAUGCUCCAAGGUUGGAAAGGAAGAACUCUCUUUGCUCUUUCCAUUUGGCAACCGUGCUGAAAACGACCUCCAUAGUUUAAGAUUGUGUAAAAUAUAGCUUGGUGCGCUUCGACCCCCUCCCCAGUUUGUAUUUCAGUGAUCAUAAAAUUUUGUGACUAAUAUUUUCUUGAUCUGUAAUGAAAUCACUUAUGAACUUGAUCGUC